AUGAAGAAUAUUUUUUACCAUAAAGAUUCAGGUGAUUCUGAGGGUACUGUUCCUCCAUUGUUCGUAUAUAUUAUGUACUUUAUCCAUGCUUUGCCGUUUACAAAUUCAGCUAUCAAUUGGAUUCUUUAUGGUGCUUUGAAUGGUCAGCUACAGCAACGUUAUCGGGGUGCACGAUUGAGUACUAACACCAUAACAACAAGGACACCAGCCCCAUGUAAACAAUAUGAGAAACCUAAAAUGAAUGGAUCCACUACAUUUCUCAGUCCUCCUACGGAUGGAAUGGGUAGUUCUGGAGAACACGACGCUGAUGCUUCAGAGAUGGUUGACGUGCGAUUGCUUACUGCUCAUGAACCCACUUAUCUAUAG
This is a messenger RNA of Cylicostephanus goldi, 366 nucleotides long. NCBI's taxonomy places the organism in Eukaryota, Metazoa, Nematoda, Chromadorea, Rhabditida, Strongylidae. The record is from the annotation of a GenBank genome assembly.